GUUUUUUCCCAACUAGAAAUGGUGGACGGGGCGGAUUCGACGAGGUGGUGAUGAUAACGAGCGAGAGAAAUAAAUAGCGGGAGCCCCCAACCAUGGCGGGUGCCAUCGCUCCCACCGCUGCUGCUUCAACGGUCACCGUGCUCGCCUCGCGCCUCUGCUACUCCUCCCUCGCCUCCUCCGCCGCCGCCCACCGCGUCGCCGCCGCCGCGCUCCGCUGCCCAAUCUCCUCCGCCCUCCUCCUCCCCGGCCGCCUCCGCCGCGGCGCCGCCGUUCGGAUGGGCCACUCCGCCGCCGCCGCACGCGCCGCUCUCGGGCUCACGAAGCCCAACGCCGUUGAGGCCCCUCAGAUCACCUUUUCAGCAAAAGAGAUAGAUUUUGCAGAAUGGAAAGGAGAUAUUCUUGCGGUAGCCGUCUCGGAGAAAGAUAUGUCAAAAGAUUCAAAUUCAAAAUUUGAGAAUUUGACCUUAAAAAGAUUGGACGAGAAGCUCGGCGGCCUUUUGGCAGAAGCUUCUGCAGAGGAGGACUUUACUGGGAAAUCUGGACAGUCAACGGUUCUCCGCUUGCCAGGCUUGGGCUUUAAGAGAAUAGGUCUAGUUGGGUUAGGCCAGCAUUCGCCAUCCAGUACAACAGCUUAUCAGGGCAUUGGCGAGGCUGUUGCAGCAGUGGCGAAGACAGCUCAAGCAAGUAAUGUUGCUAUUGUUUUUGCAUCUGCAAAUGGAGUAUCGCAAGAGUCCAAGCUAAAUGCUGCUUCAGCCAUCGCUUCUGGAACUGUGCUAGGUGUGCAUGAAGAUAGCAGGUUUAAAUCAGAGUCCAAAAAGAUACAACUUAAAGCUGUAGAUAUUAUUGGCCUGGGUAGCGGACCAGAGCUGGACCAGAAGCUCAAGUAUGCAAGUGAUGUUUGUACUGGAGUAAUUUUUGGAAAAGAGCUUGUUAAUGCACCUGCAAAUGUGCUAACUCCUGGUGCUCUCGCUGAAGAGGCUUCAAAAGUUGCAUCAACGUACAGUGAUGUUUUCACUGCAACAAUAUUAGAUGCCGAGCAAUGUAAAGAAUUAAAGAUGGGAUCAUACUUAGCCGUUGCUGCAGCAUCUUCAAACCCCCCUCACUUUAUCCACUUACGUUAUACACCCCCAAAUGGUGAUGUGAAGAGAAAAUUAGCUAUAGUUGGGAAGGGAUUAACCUUCGAUAGUGGUGGUUACAACAUAAAGGCUGGGCCAGGCUCUAUGAUAGAGUUGAUGAAGUUUGAUAUGGGAGGUUCUGCAGCUACUUUUGGUGCGGCAAAAGCCAUUGGUCAAAUCAAACCUCCAGGAGUAGAGGUUCAUUUUAUUGUUGCUGCCUGUGAAAAUAUGAUCAGUGGCACAGGCAUGAGACCAGGUGACAUUGUCACAGCUUCAAAUGGAAAAACAAUUGAGGUGAAUAACACUGAUGCGGAGGGAAGGCUUACACUCGCUGAUGCUUUGAUAUAUGCUUGUAACCAAGGUGUUGAAAAGAUUGUUGAUCUGGCAACACUAACUGGAGCUUGCAUUGUUGCUCUCGGGCCAAGUAUUGCAGGUUUUUUCACACCCAAUGAUGAUCUAGCCAAGGAGAUUGUAGCAGCAUCAGAGAUCUCCGGCGAAAAGCUCUGGAGAAUGCCGCUGGAGGAAAGCUAUUGGGAGUCGAUGAAAUCAGGCGUAGCUGACAUGGUCAACACCGGAGGUCGUCAAGGCGGUGCUAUCACUGCUGCACUUUUCCUGAAGCAGUUCGUCGAUGAGAAGGUCCAGUGGCUGCAUAUCGAUAUGGCGGGGCCAGUGUGGAAUGAUAAGAAGCGCGCUGCGACAGGGUUCGGAGUGUCGACUUUGGUAGAAUGGGUUCUGAAAAACUCUUCUUAGAUCAAGUUGGAGUUUUGUUUAAUCAAUCCAACACUCUGCAAAUGGCGAAUCGGUUUCUUCUGGGUAUAAAAUCUCUUCCGAGAGUAAGUCGAGACAAUUUCAGAAGGGAUAUGUCGGCGAUCGUCGUAUUAUACGAAAUCGAAGGAAUUGGCAAUAACUUAAUAGCAGCAGCUUUAGAAGUUACAAAUCCACUUUACAACAAUGAACAUUUCAUAUUUUAAAUAGAAAAAUGUAUUCUUUUUUGUUUUUUUGUAUCUCUUUUGUGGAUUGUUGUGUGUUUAAUGUCAAUGCGAAAAUGUACUCUCUACUAAAGAAACUUUUACUAGGAAUUUGGUUAUUUUA
Molecule: messenger RNA, 2207 nt
Organism: Ananas comosus (pineapple)
Lineage: Eukaryota; Viridiplantae; Streptophyta; Magnoliopsida; Poales; Bromeliaceae
Product: leucine aminopeptidase 2, chloroplastic-like
Exons: 10
Coding region: 93-1865 (590 amino acids)
Biological process (GO): proteolysis
Cellular component (GO): cytoplasm
Molecular function (GO): manganese ion binding; metalloaminopeptidase activity
Source: RefSeq, a predicted model, not a curated record